GCAAAAACCUAAUUUAGGUAAAAAAGAAAUAAGUAUUACACAUACAUAUAUGUCAAUAAGUAUAUAAAAGGGUCGAACUACAAAAAAAAAUAUAAUCGAACGAUGGAGGAGAUAAUGUCAAUGAUCUUCAACGGAAUCAAUCUGGUUAAGGAGCUCGAGUUCAGUUUAUCAGCACAAGAGUCGCCAGAAUCUCUCUCUACUUCUCUCGGUUCAGUCUCCACUCUGUUCGGAGACGCCAACGAGCGAUUAAAAAUCCUUCUUGCGAGGAGGAACUCUUUGGUACUGAAUCAGCCUGAACCAAAACCAGUUUCAAUGUCCGAUUUGGACCAGAUUAUGAUGCAGCAGAUUGAACAUGGUCUGAUGCAGGACUACAGUUUAAGGGAAGGAGUGAUGCAAGGCGUGAAGAAUAUAGAUUCAGGUCCUGGUUGCUCAUUUUCGACUCCAAGGCCUCGAAGAAGGCAGAAGGAUGUAGAAGAAGAAAAGGUGUUUGUGGCGGCGGCAAGGAUGGGGAACAUGGACACUCCACCGGACGACAAUCACACUUGGCGUAAAUAUGGCCAGAAGGAAAUUCUCGGUUUUAAGUUUCCUCGGGCGUACUAUAGGUGCACCCACGAGAAACUAUACAAGUGUCCGGCGAAGAAGCAAGUGCAACGGCUCGACGAAGAUCCUUACACGUUCUGCGUCACUUACCGAAGUUCACACACGUGUCACUUCUUCACCACUUCCCCUAUCUCAUCAACAGCCGCCACCGCAACAACAGACGGUCAUUACGGUUCCACCGUAGUUAACAUGGCCGAAGCUUUGUUCGGCAACGUGGACUCGGUUGUUCCUUUCGACGAAUCCUACUUUGACUACCGUAGCCUCUUUAACGGAAGCGGCAGCGAUUGGGAUACGUGAUACAAACACAAGGUUUUACGAGUUAGGCAUGCGCAUUGUGUUAAAAUAAUUAAUUUUAAUUUUUAGAUGGUUCAAAGUUCUUUUUUUUCCUAGUAUCUAUCGAGUUAGGGUUAUCAUUGUGUAAAUUAGCUACCGAGUAAUAUGUUAUUUGCAUACGAUAACAAAACCCGGUCAACAACAUAUAACAAGUAUCAAAAUGAUUAAUUGUAGUGGCAACAAUAUAAACAAAAUAUUUGAUUGUUGUUGCUGGUUACUUCCAUUGGUGACUGGCAAACGAUCUCUGGUCUUUAAUAAGAUUAGCUAGUGACUCUUCAAAUGUGAAUUUUUCUAAAGAACAAAGUGAUGU
Raphanus sativus (radish) is the source of this 1243-nucleotide messenger RNA. Its product is annotated as WRKY transcription factor 55-like. Gene Ontology annotation, biological process: regulation of DNA-templated transcription. The transcript is spliced from 3 exons. Lineage: Eukaryota; Viridiplantae; Streptophyta; Magnoliopsida; Brassicales; Brassicaceae. Gene Ontology annotation, molecular function: sequence-specific DNA binding; DNA-binding transcription factor activity. The record is from RefSeq and is a predicted model, not a curated record. The coding region runs from base 103 to 897 and encodes 264 amino acids.